This is a messenger RNA of Saprolegnia parasitica CBS 223.65, 3680 nucleotides long. RefSeq lists its product as hypothetical. NCBI's taxonomy places the organism in Eukaryota, Oomycota, Saprolegniomycetes, Saprolegniales, Saprolegniaceae. The transcript has 6 exons. Gene Ontology annotation, molecular function: protein binding. Gene Ontology annotation, cellular component: intraciliary transport particle A; non-motile cilium. The coding region runs from base 72 to 3632 and encodes 1186 amino acids. The record is from RefSeq and is a predicted model, not a curated record. Gene Ontology annotation, biological process: protein localization to cilium; non-motile cilium assembly; intraciliary retrograde transport.
CAUCAACGCAAAAAACGCGCCGUGAAAUCUUCGUCAAAGAUCGCGUCGCUUGCGCGAGUCGUCGCAGUCGGAUGUUCAUCUUCCUGAGCAAGAAGAUCGCGAUCCCGAACGGCGCGCAGCUCUGCUGUGCGUCAUGGAACCCGGAGCAUGGCUGGAUCGCCUGCGGGGGGCAGAGCGGCCUCCUCAAGGUGCUCAAGCUCGAGUCCGCGACCUCCAAGGAAGGCAAGGGCACGCGUGGCAUCGCCGCGCAGAGCAACCUGACCAUGAACCAGUCGCUGGACGGCCACGCGGGCUCGGUCGUCUGCGCGACGUGGAACGCCAACUACAAGAAGCUCACGACGAGCGACGAGAACGGCCUCAUCAUUGUCUGGAUGAUGCACCGCGGCAUGUGGUUUGAGGAGAUGAUCAACAACCGCAACAAGAGCGUCGUCAAGGACAUGAAGUGGAGCAGCGACGGCCAAAAGAUCUGCAUCGCGUACGAAGAUGGCGCCGUCAUCGUCGGGUCCGUCGACGGCAACCGCCUCUGGGGCAAAGAGAUGAAGGUCGACUUGUGCUUUGUCGAGUGGUCGCCAGACGGCAAGCACCUCGUGUUUGUGACGAAAGAAGGCGAGGUGAGCAUCCACGACGGGUCGGGCAGCAAGAUUGGCACGCUGCCAUUGUACGCGGUCGACGCCAAAGACAAGAAGUACAAGAUCAUUGGGCUCCACUGGUACGACGGCUGCGAAGGCCACGUCUCCGAGGACGCGCCGACGCUUGCGAUUGCCUUUGCCGACGGCAAGGUCCAGAUCACGCGCGGGCGCUUCGACGAAGCCGCUGUGCUCAUUGACACGGGCGUCGAGCUCACGCAGUGCAAGUGGAACUGUGACGGCACGGUGCUGGCGCUCGCCGGCACGCAGUCGACGCGCUCCAACGCCGGCGACGUCCGCGAGUUCAAUAUCGUCCAGUUCUACGAUCCGUUUGGCAGGUACCUGCGGUCGCUCAAGGUGCCGGGCAGCCGCAUCGAGGCGUUGGCGUGGGAAGGCUCGGGUCUCCGCAUCUGCUUGGCCGUCGACUCGCACAUCUACUUUGCCAACAUCCGACCCGACUACAAGUGGGGCUACUAUGCGUCGACCCUUGUGUUUUCGUACAACCGGUCCGAGCAGGUCGAGAACUGUGUCGUGUUUUGGGACACGCGGUCCGACGAGCGGUACAUCAAGAACGUCCGGUCGCUCCUCUCGAUCAAGGCUGCAGGCGACAACUGCGUGCUCUGCGCCAAAGUCGUCAACGACAACCUGUACGCGGGCGAGGGCCACAGCGGUCCCGAGACGCCCAGCAAGCAGUUCUCGCUCGUGCUAUGCGACACGAUUGGGUCUCCGAUCGAAACCAAGAUCUUAGAUCUCGAGCCGCUCUUCCUCUACAUGACUGCGCGCUUCAUCGUGGCUGCGGCUGCCGACGCCAUUUACGUGUGGCAGUACCGAACGUCGACGGCCAAGCUCGGCGACGUCGGCCGCGGCGGCCGCGAGCGCAUCUUUUACGUCGACGAUAGCCAAGGCAGCGACGUCGAAGGCUUCCGCUACAUGCCCCGGGCGCUGGAAGACCCGAUCGUCGCCGUGUGCGCGUCGGACGCGUGGCUCGUGGUCGGACGCGCCUCGGGCAUGCUGCACUGCUUCACGCUGCCGCACAUUUCGCUCGAAAUGAAGUACAUUGUACCGUGCCGGCCGCAACUUCUUGCACUCAACUCCAACUCGACGCAACUGGGCAUCAUCGACAUCAACAACGUGCUUACACUCAUGGAGCUCGGGACGUCGUCGGGGAAUACCAACCCGCUUCCUGCCAAGAUGCUGCCGUUCGAGAAGAAAGACGCAUGGGACAUGAUGUGGGCCGAGGACAACCCAGAUCUCUUUGUCAUGAUGGAGAAAGCCCGCAUGUACGUGUACCGGUCGCUCGAGGCGGAGGAGCCCGUGCUCUCGUCCGGGUACCUCUGCACGUACAAGGAUCUCCAAGUCAAAGCGGCGCUCCUCGACGACAUCUUGAGCAGCCCAGAGCAGACCGACAAGAGUCUGAUCAUCGACUACGAGACGCGGUCGCUGCGGGACGCACGCAACCUGCUUGAAAACGUCGGUCUUGCCGAAGCAUGCGACUUUAUCCAGGACCACCCGCACCCACGGCUCUGGCGCCUCCUCGCCGACGCCGCGCUCGAGCAGCUCGAUUUUGCCAUGGCCGAACGCGGCUUCGUCAAGUGCAGCGACUACAACGGCAUCCAGUACGUCAAGCGCCUCCAGCUGCUCAACGACCGCACCAAACAAAAAGCCGAAGUCGCCGCGUACUUUCAGCGCUUCGAUGACGCGGAAGCGCUCUACCGAAAAAUCGACCGCAAGGACCUCGCAAUUGAGCUGCGCAAGCGCCUCGGCGACUGGUUCCGCGUGCUUCAGCUCGUACAGUCGGGCGGCGGCGACGACACGCUGCAAACGCAAGCAUGGACCAUGAUCGGUGACUACUACGCUGACCGCCACAAGUGGGAGAAAGCCAUCAAGUACUACGCCCAGUCGAACGAAACCGAGGCCUUGGUGCAGUGCCACUACACGCUCGGCGACUUUACGACGCUAGAUGCGCUCGUCAACGAUUUGCCCGAAGGCUCGCCGCUCCUCGAAGAGAUGGCCCGCAAAUUCACCCGGGCGGGUCUCUGCAGCAGCGCCGUGAAUGCGUAUCUCAAGCUCCACGACAUCAAGGCGGCGAUCGACAGCUGUGUGCUCCUGAACGAAUGGGAACGCGCCGUCGCGCUGGCCGAGACGCACAACUUUCCUCAAAUUGAGAGCGUCCUUGCCAAGUACGGCGCGCACUUGCUCCGGAACGGCAAGACGCUGCAAGCGAUCGAGCUCUACCGUCGCGCCAACAAGAGCAUGGACGCUGCCAAGCUCUUGGGGAAGCUCGCAAAGGACGUGGGUCGCAACCCGCUGCGCGCCAAGAAGCUCCAGAUUCUGUCCGCGUUGGAGGUAGAGCGCUUCCGACGCAAGAUGCUCGACACGACGGCCCUCGCAACCAAGACGACGGGCGCGACCGCGGCGCAGGUCACGGCGCAGACGCUCGAAAGUCUCGUGGCCCACGACGCGGCGACGAGCGAGAGCCGGUCGCUCGACAAUGCCUGGCGUGGCGCCGAGGCGUACCACCUUCUCUUGCUUGCGCAUCGACAGCUGUACAAAGGCCAGCCCGAGCGCGCGCUUCGGACGAGCCUCAAGCUCGGCGCGUACGACGACUUGCUCGAUGGCCGCGAGGUCUACUCGCUCAUCGCGGUGGCUGCGUACUAUACCAAGCACUACGAGCAGUGCAGCCGCGCGUUCAUCAACCUCGAGAGCGUCCUGGGCACAGAGAAGGAGAAGGAAGCGCUCGAAGCGCUGGCGCUGCGUAUCUUUGCGAGUACGCGGCCGCAAGACCCGCCAACACGCCCGUACGACUGUCCGGGCUGCAAGCACGCAGUGAAGGAGUGGGCAACGCGCUGCGACAAGUGCAGCAUGAGCUUCCAGACGUGCAUGAUGAGCGGUGCGACCAUCUUUGACCACCGCACGUACCUCUGCAAGACGUGUCGCCACGCGUGCAUCGAGCACGAGAUCCGCGACCUCAACAACUGCCCGCUGUGCCACGCGCCGCUCAAAUAAGAACGCGGAGCUGUAAAGAUUCAUUCGAGAUGCACGAUAUAACGAGUG